Molecule: messenger RNA, 899 nt
Organism: Pelagomonas calceolata
Lineage: Eukaryota; Pelagophyceae; Pelagomonadales; Pelagomonadaceae
Source: the annotation of a GenBank genome assembly
GGCUUCGUGCCGGGCGAUUUUAGCCUCGUUUGAGUUCGGGGCAGCCUGCGUGUGGCCACGAUCGGCAGGCCGAUCAUAAAAAGAGCCAUGCCGAUCAUGCGGGUUGGCUUGUCGAAAGUGCCUCGUCGAGUGGGCAUCUAUCACAAGACAGAUUACUCCUCACUCGCCCGGCGGCCGCGGCGGCACCUUCAAGCGCCUCAGCUCGGCGCCGUCGUCGCGAGGCUUCACCUGCGGCCGGCACGGCUUCGCCACGACCGCGGGUUGUUUGUCGAAUUGGCGGAUCAGUGUGGGGUCGUCCUGCGCGGACUGCCGAGAUACGGCGGCCCGCGUCGACGCCAACCCGCGCGCCUCCGUGUCGGAGAGCUUGAAGCUCCACGCGUGGCGCGUGCGCUUGCCGCCGCGGCCGGCCGCCUCGCCGCUGUAGUAGCUCGCGUCGAGGCGCCCGGCGUUCCAGCGCUCCGCGAAUUGCGCGAAGAGCUUCCGCGCCUCGUCGGCCGCGAUGUCGUCCAAGUAGAGGUCCUUGGCGUCGCGCAGCCAGGUGCGGAACUCCGCUGCCCUCGCGUAGUAGUCGUCCUCGGCGUCGAGCUUUUCACUCGGGAUAUUCGCCGCGACGACCGGAGCGUCGUCGUCGUCGUCGCGGCGGCGUUUCUUCUCCUUCUUGGAUUUUUUCUCCUUCUUGUGCUUUUUGUGUUUGUGCUCUUUCUUGUGCUUCUUUUUCUUGCGCUUGCGGUCCUCACUGCUGCUGGAGCUGUCUGAGGAUGGCAUUGCUCUUACCGGUGCAGCAGCGGUCGGAUUCGAUAGUAGGGCUGCUCGGCCACAGUGUUGAGUUGUAAAUCAGCAGUCAGCCGCUCUGGGCACGCGACAGCGGCCUCAAUUGGGCUUGCUUUUAGGCGUGUGCU